AAGGCGUCGACAGAGGCGAGUGCAGAGCGUAGAACGUAGAGCGCAAAGCUCUGUGUAGAGAAUUCGAUGUGUCUAAAAGCGAGUUAAGAAACAUUUAAAAAGAAACAUAUUUUUGAGUUUUAAGUGAACUACUUGUGAAAUGCAUCUAAAGGGCGCCUAAAAGAAGACGUUGCAAAAUCUCUGUGGAAAAAGCAAAAUAGUUUUAGUGCUGUUUGUCGAGCUGCUGGUGCUUUGGCCAUAACUAUAUACAGACACAACACACAGGAAGCAGCUAUGGCAGCCGGAUGGCGGCGGGGGUCCGUCAGGGGUUGCGUUGGGGUUUGGGGUUGCGAUUGGAGCCAAAGUUUUGUGUGUAUAGUUGUUGUUGCCCUUGGGCUUUGCGUGUUAUUGUUUACAUGCGAGGCGAACGCGAACUCGGCGAAUGCCAUCGACGUCGAGGAGCCGGCACGACGCCACCACCAGCGACAUCACACCGCGGACGUCGACCGGGAAAGGGAACGAGAGCGCGAGGAGAAGGGCUACUGUGCGCCGUAUAAUGGUAAAAUAUGCAAGCAGUUCAUCAGCGGACCCGUGUGGUACAGCCUGGAGGAUCCAAGUGGCGGCUGGCGCAACGAGCAGGUCACCACAGCGCUGUGGGAUGAGUUAAUUACGGACUUGACGGGCUUAUGCCGCGAGGCAGCUGAGAAAAUGCUUUGUGCUUAUGCGUUUCCUCGUUGCCAUGUCGAGAAUGGACGCUCCAUCAAGGCGCCGCUCUGCUUCGAAGACUGCCAAGCGACGCAUCUGCAGUUCUGCUACAACGAUUGGGUGCUGAUAGAGGAGAAGCGGGAGCGGAACAUGUUCCUGAAGAAUCGUGCCCACUUCAGGCUGCCCAAUUGCACCGUGUUGCCCCACUACGAUGCCAACAUGCGACGUCCCAGCUGCUCGUAUAUUGGUCUCACCGAGAUCAAGGAGUCGGAGGUCAGCUAUGACUGUCGCAAUGGGAAUGGACGCUUCUAUUUAGGCUCCAUGAAUGUGACCAAAUCAGGCAUUCCCUGCCAGCGCUGGGACACACAGCAUCCGCACAUGCACAUUCAACCGCCGCUGGUGUUUCCACAGCUCAUCGAGGGAGAGAACUACUGUCGCAAUGCGGGUGGAGAGGAGCCACAGCCUUGGUGUUAUACGCUCGACGAGUCUGUGCGUUGGCAACAUUGCGAUAUUCCCAUUUGCCCUGACUAUGUGGAUCCCAACGCCAAGGAUUUAAACACGCCCAUCAAGAUGGAAGAGUUUUUCACUCCCUCGAUGAUCUUUCUGCUCGCUGGCAUCGGCUUCAUUGGCAUUGUGGCACUGCAUCUAAUCAUUCUGCUUGCCUACAAGCUGUCCAAGCACAAGGAUUACUCUCAGCCAGCUCCAGCUACCCAUGGCGAAUGCAACGCUUCGGUGCGAGGCGAUUGUAAUCUGUCCGCCAGCAGAGAGACGCUCGGCUCGACAGGAUUUGCGCCAACAAAUGCUGCCAAAUGUGGCACCAUACGCAGCACAGCGACUAUACACAGCAACUGCAUCAUGCUGACCACGACGGCUGCUGUGCAGGAGCCCAAGACCAAGCUGAAUGCACGCCUCGAGAAGCUGGAGUAUCCGCGUGGCGAGAUUGUCUAUGUGCGUUCCCUAGGACAGGGCGCUUUUGGACGUGUCUUUCAGGCCCGUGCUCCAGGGCUGGUGUCGGGUAAGGAGGAUCUGCUGGUGGCCGUCAAGAUGCUCAAGGAUGAUGCCAGCGAUCAGAUGCAAACGGAUUUUGAACGCGAAGCCUGCCUGCUGGCCGAAUUUGAUCAUCCCAACAUUGUCAAGCUACUCGGCGUUUGUGCUUUGGGGCGUCCCAUGUGUCUGCUCUUCGAGUACAUGUCGCCGGGGGAUCUCAGCGAAUUCCUGCGCGCCUGCUCGCCAUAUGCCACACACCAGGCGCAGCCGCGCAAUCGACAGAAUCUCGAUGAGCUGCAGCUGCUGCACAUGGCAUCGAAUGUGGCAUCGGGCAUGUUGUAUCUGGCCGAGCGUAAGUUUGUACAUCGCGAUUUGGCCACACGGAAUUGCCUGAUCAACGAACAGAUGCAGGUGAAGAUCGCCGAUUUUGGACUGUCGCACAAGAUCUAUCUGCAGGAUUACUACAAGGGCGAUGAGAACGAUGUGAUUCCCAUACGCUGGAUGCCCAUCGAGAGCAUUCUGUACAACAAAUUCUCGCUGGAGUCGGAUGUCUGGGCAUUUGGCAUCUGCCUCUGGGAGAUCUUCUCAUUUGCCCUGCAACCCUACUAUGGCCUCACCCACGAGGAGGUGAUUAAAUACAUUAAGGAGGGCAAUGUCCUCGGUUGCCCAGAUAAUACGCCGCUUUCUGUCUACGCCUUGAUGCGUCGCUGCUGGAAUCGCAAGCCCAGCGAACGUCCUGGCUUUGCGGAGAUUAAUCACUGCAUUCAGCACAGCAUCGCUGAAUGCGAGUGCAAGGCGAUGCUCUAAGCGAAGGAGCAUAAACAAA
This is a messenger RNA of Drosophila sulfurigaster albostrigata, 2497 nucleotides long. It is a transcript of the gene Nrk, whose product is annotated as tyrosine-protein kinase transmembrane receptor Ror2. The coding region runs from base 274 to 2478 and encodes 734 amino acids. NCBI's taxonomy places the organism in Eukaryota, Metazoa, Arthropoda, Insecta, Diptera, Drosophilidae. Gene Ontology annotation, cellular component: signaling receptor complex. The record is from RefSeq and is a predicted model, not a curated record. The transcript has 4 exons. Gene Ontology annotation, biological process: cell surface receptor protein tyrosine kinase signaling pathway; positive regulation of kinase activity; multicellular organism development. Gene Ontology annotation, molecular function: protein binding; transmembrane receptor protein tyrosine kinase activity; ATP binding.